CAUUUGUCAAAAGUGACAGUUGGUAAACACUCCAUUGCAGGGAAAUUAAUAGAGAUAGAGAGUGGUUUUUGUGUUAAUUUUGUGAUAACAAAGAGUUUAAAUAAUCAUGACGAACUACUUCACAAUGGAUGGGACGGAUUCAACGAAUUUCCAGAAAGAGAUAUCGGGUAUGAUGCACGGAUUUGGCGACAAUCCGAACCCGAAUGCAGCCACCGUUGUGUUGGUCGAAAGCAUUGUUCAACAACAACUGAAGUUUAUGAUUCAAGAGGCCCAUCAACACUGCAACCUGCGCUGCGGUAAGGCUAUAACUAACUACGAUAUUAUUUACCUCAUGAGGAAGAAUAUCAAGAAGCUAAAACGCCUGCAUGACUAUCAGUUAAAAUUAGAUCAAAUUGACAAGAAAUGUAUCUUGAACAUCACUACGCAAGCUGAAUCCCUGAUCACAGGCCUGCUGGAAGACGAAAAAGACCCGACUGUAAAGAAACGCAGAACACACAUAGACUACAUCAGGGAAUUUGAUGAAGCUGAUGAAGUAAGCCAGAUUAAAUUUGAUUCCAUAGACUAUAUUCGAAAAGUUCGUGCUGCUAAAAUCACUGAGUCUAUGACUUUUGAGAAGUAUGAGGCUUACCACAAAGCUAGGUGCUUAUCAUUCCGUUCUGGUUAUGGAAUCGGAAGAGGGUUUGUUAAACUUGAGCGCUGGCUGAAUCCUGUAAAGGAAUUCAAGCUAACGCAGUCAGCUUUAGAGGUUUUAGGCUUUGUGGCUUAUGAAACAGUUGCAGAAAUUGUGGAUGGAGUCUUCUUAAUCCGCCAAGAUGCAAAGAAGAAAAGCGGAGAUCCUUUUAGCAAAUUCGAAGGUGGUUACUUCUGUAAUCCUGUCAGCUUAAGUAAUGCUGUGUAUAUUAAAUCUGGGUAUGAAGGAGUGCCAGCAAUAACCGUAGCAGAAGUCAGGGAGGUGCUACGAAGAUAUUACUCUCCGAGAAUGGGAAUGAAUGGAUUGUUCUAUAGGAAUAUGAGCUUGGAUUUGCCAAUUCGGUAUAUAGCAUUGUGAGAGGGCGUAAGGUUGUAAAGCAACUAAAUCAAGAACUCUGAUGUAUCUAUUUUUGUGCCAAAUUACAUAAAAAUGAUCCACUGAUCAGCAUUUUUGGUGUUUAUGUGUACUGAGUCACAAAUUCAUGCUUUGUCAUGCUUGAUGUAUUAAACUUAAGAUAGUUAAAUGAUAAGAUUCUCAAGGCUCAAAGGCCUAUAAGCUAUGAAAUAAGGAUUAUAUUACUGAGUAGGUAAAAAAAGUGUUAUUAAUUUGUUGCCGACAUAAAAUAUCACAUUAGAAACUAUGGCUAUGAAUUUUUUUAUUUGUAUUAAAAAGAAUAACAAGAACAAUUUUAAACAAAAAUCCAUUUAUUACUGUUUUAUUUGUAUAUAGUAUUGUCCACUUGUACUUAUAUUCUUUUAAAUCGAAUGCAGUGUCAUUUGUAUUGACUUGACAAACAUUUACUUCACAUUUUUAAACAUUAACAAAAUAUAAAGGGCAAUGAAUUUUUUCUACAUGUGAAGUAUACUCUAUAUUUGAAUUUUGUAGCACGUUAUGACGUAACGACCUCCCACUCCUAAACUUAGCGACAUUUUAUUUAAGUACUGUAACUUAA
This is a messenger RNA of Spodoptera litura, 1643 nucleotides long. Its product is annotated as transcription initiation protein SPT3 homolog. Gene Ontology annotation, molecular function: protein heterodimerization activity; transcription coactivator activity. NCBI's taxonomy places the organism in Eukaryota, Metazoa, Arthropoda, Insecta, Lepidoptera, Noctuidae. Gene Ontology annotation, biological process: transcription by RNA polymerase II. The record is from RefSeq and is a predicted model, not a curated record.